Messenger RNA from Macrosteles quadrilineatus (aster leafhopper), 1090 nucleotides. Its product is annotated as probable RNA methyltransferase CG11342. The record is from RefSeq and is a predicted model, not a curated record. NCBI's taxonomy places the organism in Eukaryota, Metazoa, Arthropoda, Insecta, Hemiptera, Cicadellidae. Gene Ontology annotation, molecular function: O-methyltransferase activity; RNA methyltransferase activity. Gene Ontology annotation, biological process: negative regulation of pre-miRNA processing; miRNA metabolic process. The transcript is spliced from 2 exons. The coding region runs from base 264 to 1019 and encodes 251 amino acids. Gene Ontology annotation, cellular component: cytoplasm.
UGUGCCGUUUCGCCACGAUUGUAACUAUUAUGUUUACAAACAAUUAUAUAGAAUUUUAAACUUUGCAACCUCAAUAUGACAUUAGUUUCAGUUCAUCCACAUUGGCAGCUUUUAAUAAUUAAUUAAUAGUUAUUUUAAACUUAAUUAAUUUUUAGGUUAUUAUUAAUUGCUACUUUUGAGGUUAGGCCUAUAGCAUUACCUGUGUUACUACAAGGUGGUUAGUAUUUGAGAUUGAACUCUGUUUACUUUUGGUGUUAUUCAAAAUGGAAAAUAAUAACACCAGUAAGAAGAGUGAUGACACAUUUGACCCAGGAACUGCUAGAUUUGGAAAUUUUAUAAAUUACUACAGUUUUAAUCCUGCUGAUGAGAGGAUCAGAUUAUUGCCUAAUUUCGUUCAGUUUUUAGGUUGUACUACAGAAAGGCCUAGUUCCAGAAUAGUUUGUAUGGACAUUGGAUGCAAUACUGGGGAACUAACUCAAGCGUUGCACACGUACAUAACCAAAUCAGUUGGUGAAAAGUCAGAAUGUCAUAUAUUGGGUGUUGACAUGGAUGAAAUUCUUAUACUACGAGCAAAUGAGAACAACCAUAGUAACUUUCUGACUUUCAAAUGUGCUAGUGUUAUGGAGGAAAAUUUCAAAACUAUAUACAGAGACUACUUAGAACAUCAAGAAAGACAUCAUUUCGACGUCGUUUUCUGUUUUUCAGUAACAAUGUGGAUUCACCUGAAUCAUGGUGAUGAUGGUUUGAAACAUUUCAUUACGUCUGUCAGUGACACAACGAACAUUAUAGUGGUGGAGGCACAGCCCUGGCGAUGUUAUACAAGGGCGGUGAACAGAAUGAAGCACAGCAAAGUCGAGUCCUUCCCGAUGUUUGAUCAACUCAAAAUAAGACAGGAAGUUGAAGAUCACAUAGACAAUCUUUUGACAAAGGAAUGUAAUUUUACCAAAGUCCUGCAGUCUUCACCUACAAAGUGGAAGCGCCAAAUAAAUAUCUAUAAAAGAAAUCAAUGUCAACAGUAAAAAAAAUUCUUAUUUUUUAUGUUUUGUUACUCUUUAACUCUGAUUACAUGGAAAACUAUUCGAGGAGCAGA